Salvia hispanica is the source of this 321-nucleotide messenger RNA. NCBI's taxonomy places the organism in Eukaryota, Viridiplantae, Streptophyta, Magnoliopsida, Lamiales, Lamiaceae. The record is from RefSeq and is a predicted model, not a curated record.
AUGGCUGAACAUGGAGUCUCCUAUGAGAAUGAGGAAGUAAAGGUGGUAAGGUAUCAGAUAUUUAAAGAUAAUGUGCAACACAUUGAGAAGCAUAAUCAAGAAGGUAAACACUCGUACAAACUUGAGAUAAAUAAAUUUGCAGAUCUAACGAAUGAAGAGUUCUUGGCUAAGUAUGCAAGAAGUUCCAAGCCAUUAUUCAAGAGACAAUCAUCGAAUCAAUCAUCUUUUGAAUACAAAGAUAUGAAAGAUAUACCGCCUAGUCUCAACUGGAGAGAUCACAAUGCUGUUACAGCUGUAAAGUCUCAAGGAGGAUGUGGUUAG